Messenger RNA from Gasterosteus aculeatus aculeatus (three-spined stickleback), 2801 nucleotides. It is a transcript of the gene dgat2, whose product is annotated as diacylglycerol O-acyltransferase 2. Lineage: Eukaryota; Metazoa; Chordata; Actinopteri; Perciformes; Gasterosteidae. Gene Ontology annotation, cellular component: endoplasmic reticulum membrane. Gene Ontology annotation, biological process: triglyceride biosynthetic process. Gene Ontology annotation, molecular function: diacylglycerol O-acyltransferase activity. The record is from RefSeq and is a predicted model, not a curated record.
CACUACUGGUUCCCACCUCCAGGCCCUGCGAGUUGCUGUGCGGGAGGGAGAGAGACUCCCCAGGUCUAGACUCACAGUCCAAACAUUAUCGACCCACUGUCCUCCUCUCUGGUGGCCGACUCCCUUUGCUCCUCCCCGCGCAGAUUAAAUGAUGGCGCGGCGCGUCUGCGCGCCGCAGUUGACGGCAGCCGCGCCGGAGGGUUCAGACCAACAUCCUGACAGCCCGCACACAUCGAGAGGUUUUGUCGCUGUUGAGCGCCUCGCUGCCUCCCUCUGUCCACCCAAGAAGGCUCAGAUAUGAAGACCAUUCUUGCUGCGUACCCCGGCGUCCUCAAAGGCACCGGCUCUAGCAUCCUCUCUGCCCUGCAGGACCUGUCCGUGGCUUUUUGGCCCUGCAGAUACAAGAUGGAGAAACAUCUGCAGGUCAUCUCGGUGCUGCAGUGGGUCAUCAGCUUCCUGGCCAUGGGUGCUGCUUGCACUGUGCUACUGAUCUACAUGUUCUGCACUGACUGCUGGCUCAUUUCUGCCAUAUAUACCGCCUGGCUCAUCGUUGACUGGAACACCCCAAAAAGAGGUGGCAGGAGGUCCUCUUGGGUGAGAAACUGGACAGUGUGGACUUAUUUCCGAGACUACUUCCCAAUCAGGCUAAUUAAAACCCACAACCUGCUGCCCAGCCGGAACUACAUCUUCGGCUACCACCCACACGGCAUCUUCUGUUUCGGUGCCUUCUGCAACUUUGGGACGGAGGCAACAGGCUUCACCAAGAAGUUCCCGGGCAUCAAGCCCUCCCUGGCGACCCUGGCGGGAAACUUCCGCAUGCCUGUCCUUCGAGACUACUUGAUGUCUGGAGGUAUCUGUCCUGUGAACAAGAACUCCAUCGACUACCUGCUGUCGUGCAACGGGACCGGAAAUGCUGUGGUCAUCGUUGUGGGAGGAGCGUCAGAGUCUCUGCAGUGCGCGCCGGGUUUGAACACAGUCACCCUGAAGAACCGCAAAGGCUUUGUGAGGCUGGCCCUGCAGAGAGGAUCUGACCUGGUUCCAGUGUAUUCCUUUGGAGAGAACGAUGCCUAUAAGCAGGUGAUCUUUGAGGAGGGCACCUAUUGGCGGACUAUCCAAAAGAGGUUGCAGAAGAUCAUAGGCUUUGCCCCGUGCCUCUUCCAUGGAUGUGGCCUAUUCUUCGGCAACUCAUGGGGCAUUGUGCCUUAUGGCAACCCGAUCACCACCGUAGUUGGAGAGCCAAUCACAGUGCCAAAAAUUGAGGAUCCAACUGAGGAGAUGGUGGACCUGUACCACGCAAUGUACAUCAGGUCCCUGCAGGACCUUUUUGACCGGUACAAGACCCGCUUUGGCCUGAAAGAGAGCGACGUCCUGUACAUCCAGUGAACGCAACCGGGGCCCUGUUGACGCUCUGAACUUUUAACAGCAUCUACAGACCCCCGCACCCGCCCCCCCUGCCCCCUACCCUCCUCCCCACCCGCAUCCUAUCUGGAUGCUUGAUUUUGGAUUAUCUAUGUAAAUUCUGCAUAUGAGCCUGUUUGCCAUAAACCUUUGCUCUCUGCAUACUUACAUACAAACACACACACACACACACAUUGGCAUAGCUCCUUCUCAGGUAAUGGUAGGUUUGAAGAACCGUUAGCUUUCCUUGCCGCUGCAGUGGGGAUUGAACCGUUUUAGUUCUUUCACCAAAUCCCACGUCACAAAGCAAUGCCAUUUGUGCUUCCCGUGUCUCAUUGAAGGCAUUGGAUUCAGACUGUGUUUAUCAGUGCAGAGGGGGGAAAAGUUCCACUAGGUGAAGCGAGAAGGUAACACUGCAAGACAUUAGAGAAGUGCCAACGCUUUUGACUUUUACUCACGCAGCAGUAUAAUUCUCCCCAAGAUCCUUUAAUCCCUUUUAUAUACUAAAUGCACAAACAAUGCAAAUGGAAAGUACCACUUCAUUAUUGGGAUGAUAAGCCUAAAGUUUAAUUGAGCCAAAUAUCUAGGUUGUCCCCACACAGGCAUGUAUUUCUACUGUACAGAAGCCAAAACUGAAGGAAUUGUACAGAAUGGACAUCGAUAUAGAUAGAUACAUAUUUAUCUAUAUAGAUAUACAUAUAUAUUAGAUGAAUGCAAGAAUGCAUACAUAUUCAUAUGUGUGCCUGUGAUUGUAUAAUGCCAUAAAGUAUUCAUUUGUAUGCUGUAACAAUGCAGGAACAAGCCUUUUUUUCUGCCCUCCCUUCGAGGAUAUUUCUGAUGCACUUUUCGUAUUGCUGAUCACGUUCUGAGGUUUUUGUGCCUUUUUGUUUGUUUUUUUAAAUAUGAGAAAUUCUCCAAGAUGCUCCCAAUGCUGCUUGGCUUGAUUUCCCUUUCUGGUCCUAAAUGGUAUCCAGCUCUGGUCGGGUGUGUUUUGUCUCUGCAACAAAAACUGCACUGAUGUCUUCUAACUUCUGUAAGGCUGAAGAAGAUUUUUUGGGGAAAAUCCUAAAUGUUUGAGGAUUCUGGUGUACCGUGGAUGUGUUUAUAACUGUACAAUGGGUGUUAAUUAAAAAAAGCACGGGAUUAUACCUAUUACUGGUACAAUGUUAUGUUUCAAGGGUCCCACAAGUACUUUUGUGAAAUCUGGGUAUGUGGUUAUGGAACAAAUCCUGGGAAUUAUCAAAGGUAGUAAGCUUGUGAUUAUCCUGUGUUUUUCCUCUUGUGCCUUCUUACAGGCUGCAGUGUAAUCCAUGUGCAUUUUAUAAGAAAUACAUGGCGAGAGAGAUCGGUCAAUAUGAUGAAUGGCAUCUUCCGCCAAUAUUUAAAUAAAACUUUUUUUUUUU